GUUGAGAAAGAAGACGCAGCUCUAAAGGCAAAAAAAAUAUUAAAGAUUUUAUUAAAUAUUAAGAAAAUUAACAGCACAAAAGUUUAAAUAAAUAUAUAAUAAUUAAAAACAAAUAACAUUUUUGAAUAUAAAUAUAAAACAAAAGAAAAUAUAUUAAUUUAAAAAGCAAAAAAAUACAAAUUAAAAUAAAGGUGUGAAGAAGUGUUGAAGGAAAAAAAUACUAAAAAAAAUUCUGUGUGUUUAUUGUUGUUGUUUUUGGUGUGGUGUCGUCUGCUGUUGCUGCUGGUCUCUGCGCGCUGCUGUGAUAAUUUUCGACCAACUAUAGAAAUAAUGGCACAACAGCUAAUUUCAAUAGCUGGGACAAGUCGCGAAACCUUAUACGAAAGAUGCCUUUGGUGUUUUGUGACCAAAUUGAAUUACAGUCAACAAACCUUGAAUAAUGUCCAGCAACUACGUUACCUGCCACCAGGAGUGCUUAUUGAUAUUUAUGUUUUGAUGUCCCAACGAGAUGACUUAAAAGACAUGCUAUUUGAGCAAAUGGCUGAUUUGGAGAUUUUCGAACGUUUAUUGCGUUUUGAUCCAGCACGUCAGAAACUCUUUUUAUGUCUGGCUACUUUAAUAAGUAGAGGCAAACCAUUGGCAUCACAAUUGAAAGAGACCUAUAUAGGACGUUAUAAACAAACACCCGCCGCCAAUGAUGUUGUCAAAACACAAACAUCAACUGUGACAACAACAAAUAAGACUGCUUCCAAAUUGGCUAAAUUGGCCAAGGCGAAAUUAGCUUUAAAUUGUAAAACCUCAACAACAGCAAACACAUCAACAACAACAUCAACAACAACUGCGCCUACAACCUCAACAUCACACAGUAGUACAAGUAGUGUUAGUCCUGCUGAUAAAACACAAGAUGCAAACAUUUUACAAGAAGCCGACAACAUAGUUUUAACUGCUACCAGCGAAGUUGGUUUAGAUGUCAUUGAUUUUGGUCUGCGUUUGGGUUCUUUCCUAUCCGAGUCCGGUUGGUUGUCGGAGAGUAUAGAAAUCUUAACUUGUGUAGCCACCAAACUGAAACGUAUGACUUUAGAUAAGAAAUUAAAAAUUAUUUAUUUAGAUUGUUUACAAAGACUUUUACAUUCAGAGGCAGGUUUUAGUAAUUUUAAAGCUGCUGAACGUACAUUUGAUGUGAUUGUGGAUUUACUUAAACAAAUCGAUACCGAAGAGAUACCCAAACCAUUGCUGGCCAAUACUUAUACCCAAUUCUCAGAAAUGUAUUUUGCACGCAAUGAAUACGAUGACAGUCAUAUGUGGAGUGUGGUUGCCAUGCGUAAUUUGGAAGAAACUACACCAGAAAGAAUUGCCAUUGAUGUAUUGCGUCAGGCGGCUAAGGCUUGUGUGGUUAAAAGAGAUUAUCAGCGUGCAAAUAUGUUAAUUUGUCAGGCCAAGUCGAGGGCAAAAAAAACUUUCGGUGCUACACAUCAAAAAUAUGCUGACACCUUACUCGACUACGGCUUCUUCCUUCUCAACGUCGACUCUCCAUAUCAAAGUGUUAACGUAUACAAAGAAGCCCUCGAUAUCAAACGUUGUGUCUUCGGUAAUCGUAACUUCCAUGUAGCCAUAGCCUAUGAAGAUCUUUCAUACGCCUACUAUGUGCAUGAGUACAGUACCGGUAAUUUCACUUGUGCUCGAGAUCAUGUUGAAAAAGCUGUCGAUAUAUUCAAACAUCUAGUGCCAGAAGAUCAUUUAAAAUUAGCCUCCGCGAAAAGAGUUAAAGCUUUGUUGCUGGAAGAAAUAGCUCUGGAUAAAAUGGCUGAGGGUGUGGAUGAUGAAGGGCUGCUUAAACAAUCAGAAGAUUUACAUAAAUUUGCUUUGCAAUUAUCGCUGGAGGUAUUUGGCGAAGUGAAUGUACAAACAGCAAAAUUAUAUGGUAAUUUGGGAAGAUUGUAUCAGACAAUGAAUCGUUUUGAGGAGGCAGAACGUAUGCAUCAAAAAGCUAUUAAAAUUAAAACCGAUCUUUUGGGUCCUUUUGAUUACGAGGUCGGUCUGUCCAUAGGCCAUCUGGCCUCGCUGUACAAUUAUCAAAUGAAAAAGUAUCGUGAGGCUGAAGAGUUGUAUUUGCGCAGUAUAGAAAUAAGUUUACGUUUAUUUGGUCGUUCGUAUUCUGGUUUGGAAUACGAUUAUCUAGGACUGUGUCAUGUUUAUGAGGUUUUGCGGGAAUAUGAAAAAUAUUUAAAAUAUGCAAAUAUGUUGGAUAAUUGGCAAAUUUUGCGUGGACAAAAUUUAACUAUGGACAAAACCAUUUAUCCCGCUAUUAAAGAAGAUAGUACCCUGGAGGACAUCAAGUAUCAAUUUUUUACCAUGUGCACACACAACUUAACCGCUUGCAAUUAAUUAGAAAAACCAUAACAAACUGUUAAUUACUUGGUAAUCUCUUGGUAACGAUAUAAAGAAAAAGAAAAGCAAAAAUAUAAAUUUUUAAAAAUUGUGUUUACUUAAAAAAACAUUUUAGGAACUUUUACAAAAUUUAAACAAAUUUAGUAAGUAAGUAAUAAAAACAACUAAAAAAAUUCUCUAUAAAAAACCUAAAAACUUAAAAACUAAACUUUUAACGAAAAUCUUAACUAAAACAUGUUUUCAGCUUAAUUAAUUAAAAUUUUUGCUUUUUUCGUUUUUAACUAAAUUCUACACUAAAAAAAAGUAUUAAAAUAAAUUGUGUUAAAUAGAAAAAAAGGAAAAACCAGCUAAAGGUGUAGGACUUUGAUGGUGUUCAUUUUAUUAUUAACAUAUUUUAUUUUUAACAAAUUAAAAUUACUUUUUAGUUUUCAUCUUUAAAAUGACUUAAAUAAUGUUUUAAUAAUUAACUGCACAAUUAUUGUUUUAACAAGAAAAGGAAAAAGAAAAAAUAAAAAAAUAUUAUGUUAAUAAAAUCAGAAUAAUUCCACUUCUAUUAAUCUCAAAAGUCUUAUCGUGCAAAUUAUGAAAAUUUCUUUUAUUUAAAUU
Molecule: messenger RNA, 2994 nt
Organism: Lucilia cuprina (Australian sheep blowfly)
Lineage: Eukaryota; Metazoa; Arthropoda; Insecta; Diptera; Calliphoridae
Gene: Pat1
Product: amyloid protein-binding protein 2
Exons: 8
Coding region: 331-2385 (684 amino acids)
Biological process (GO): intracellular protein transport
Molecular function (GO): protein binding
Source: RefSeq, a predicted model, not a curated record